Aspergillus terreus NIH2624 is the source of this 1611-nucleotide messenger RNA. RefSeq names its product putative MFS hexose transporter. Gene Ontology annotation, cellular component: membrane. NCBI's taxonomy places the organism in Eukaryota, Fungi, Ascomycota, Eurotiomycetes, Eurotiales, Aspergillaceae. The transcript is spliced from 5 exons. Bases 1 to 1611 code for a protein of 536 amino acids. Gene Ontology annotation, molecular function: carbohydrate:proton symporter activity. Gene Ontology annotation, biological process: carbohydrate transport; transmembrane transport. The record is from RefSeq and is a predicted model, not a curated record.
AUGGUCCAGAUCGCCAGCAUCGGCGCCAAGGGCGCGGAGGACAAUGUCCACAUCACUCAGGCGGAGGCGCCGCAGUUCGAGAAGGUCAACUGGAAGAAGGAACCGCAUCUGCGCAGGCUGUAUCUGAUGGCCAUGGUGCUGAUGGUCGCCUCGGCCACCACCGGUUACGAUGGCAUGCUCGUCAACACCUCCCAGAUGAUGGACACCUGGACAAAGUUCUUCUCGCCCAAGGUGGAGCAGGACAACUGGCUGGGCCUGCUCGUCAACAUGUUCAACAUCGGUUCCAUCAUCAGUUUCUUCAUUACUCCCUACAUCGCCGAUACCUAUGGCCGGAAGAACGCCAUCAUUAUCGGAUGCUGCUUCAUGGUCGUGGGCGGUGUGGUCGGUACCGCGUCCAACGGAUACAACAUGUACAUCGCCGGCCGAAUCAUCUUGGGUUUCGGCAACUCCCUGGCCCAGAUGUGCUCGCCGCUGCUGCUGGUGGAGAUCUGCCAUCCCCAGCACCGUGGGCCGGUCACCUCCAUCUACAACUGUCUGUGGAACGCCGGCGCCCUGCUGGUGUCCGUCAUCGGCUGGGGAACGUCGUACGUGCCCAACAACUGGGCCUGGCGGUCGAUCACCUUCCUCCAGAUCAUCCCGUCCGUCAUCCAGCUGCUGUUCAUCUGGUGGAUCCCCGAGUCCCCCCGUUACCUGAUCUCCAAGGAACGCCACGAGGAGGCCUUGGACAUUCUGACCAAGUACCACGGCGGCGGCGACGUCAACAACUCGACGGUGCAGUUCGAGUACCGCGAGAUCCGCGAGACAAUCCGCCUGGAGCAGCAGGCCGGCGAGCAGAGCAGCUACCUGGACUUUUUCAAGACCAAGGGCAACCUGUGGCGGCUGGCCAUCAUCAUCUCGCUGGGCGUCAUCUCGCAGUACUCGGGUAACGCGCUGUUCUCCAACUACAUGAACACCAUCUACGAGGGCGCCGGCAUCACCAGCCAGAACCAGAAGCUGGGCCUGAGCACCGGCAAGACCAUUCUGGACAUCAUCGUCACCGUGGCGGCGGCCAUGCAGGUGGACCGGUUCGGUCGGCGGCCGCUGUUUUUGAUUUCCACUGCUGGCAUGACGACCGCCUUCAUCUGCUGGACCAUCACCGGCGCCGUGUACGAGAACUCGGGCGAGACCAACUCCGGCUCGGGCUACGCGCAGCUCGUCUUCAUCUGGCUGUUCGGCGUGUUCUACGACAUCGGCUUCUCCGGGCUGCUGAUUGCCUACGCGCUCGAGGUGCUGCCGUUCAAGCUGCGCGCCAAGGGCAUGAUGAUCAUGAACAUCACGGUGCAGGCCAUCCUGGCGAUCGGCAACCAGACCAACAUGGUUGCGUGGAACAACCUGCCCAACCACUGGAACUUCAUGCUGUUCUACACGCUGUGGGAUCUGUGCGAGCUGAUCUUUGUGUACUUCUUCUAUGUCGAGACCAAGGGCCCGACUCUGGAGGAGGUGGCCCGCAUCUUCGACGGCGACGAGGCGGUGGCCCAUAUCGAUCUGCACCAGGUCGAGAAGGAGAUCCACGCCGAGUACCACGAGGAGAUUACCAGCAAGGAGAUGGCGUCUCCGAAGACGGCUGCUUAG